UUGUUGAAGUUCUACGCCUACGAUGACGCGAUUUUUCUAGCCGAAUUGAAUUUCGAGAAAGGUUGGGGCUUUUAGAAGGUUCCUAGGAGAAAAAUCAAUAUUUUUUGCAGAAAAUUCGGAUGAAUCGCUUUAUCUAUUUGCUGAUUGUCUAAUCCGAAGCAACAAAAAAGAGGAAUGUUACGGUCUGCUGAAAACUCGUGUAGAAAUGCCGCCAAAACUUCGCUACAUUUUCGCCAAAUGCUGUUUUGAUUUGUCGAAAAUGGAGGAUUGUCAAAAUGCACUUUUUGAACAAGAAUCUGGUGAAAUUCGCGCGGAACUAUUGGAAGACGAGGAAGUUGCACCACAUGCUCGUUUUUUGUAUUCUGCGUUGCUAUGGUGAGACUGAAAGUGCUGACAAAUUGUAGUUUUAUUGAGAAAAUGAUGAUUUUUUGGGAUUUUUGUUCAAAGUUCAUCCCAAAACCCUAAAUUUUUGCAGCGAAGAAGCUCAUCCAGAAGAUGCGGUGUCAGAAUGCGAAACAAUUCUACAAAAUCGUAUUUUGAUGUGGAGUGUGAUUAGUAGUUAUGUCAAAUAUGGCGGGAAGAAUCUGGAAUCUUUUAUAAGUGAACAUCGAAAGAAGAUUUAUGAGAAUUCGAAGAUUUUGGUGACAAAUGAAGAGGAAUUGGUGAAUAGUGAGUUUUUUUUUGAAUUGACACCUCGAAAUUCAGAAUCCUCAUGAAAUUUCGCUUUGAAAGACACCCAACAUGAAUAUAAUCUGAGGAAUUUGAAAAUUAUGGGUUGCUGCGCAGCUUAUAGAGUAGUGGAUACGGAGUUUCCUCAUUUUCUCUGAAAUUACAGCUCCUAUCGUAAUUUUUUGCGCCGAAAACGAUGAAAAUAUAGGUUUUCCUCAAUUUUCCCUUUCAGAACCAUCUGCAUCUUCUUCUUCAACUUCUCAAACAACAACUCUAACACCAAGAAAAAGUUCGCGAAUUUCUGAGCAAAAUUCGAAAAAAGUAUCGGCUAGACAAGCUGCGACUCCAGCGAAAACAGUUUCGACAAAUGUCACUAGAACUACACAAAGUUCAAGAAAUCGAAGGUGAGAGAGUGAUUUUGGGAUGAAAAAUGGGAGAAGUCUGGAAUUUUGAGCUAUGGAGCUCCAGAAACUGAUUUUUAGCUCGAAAAUUGGUCCCAGCGGUCAUUUUUGACAUAAAAUUCGAAUUUGGGGUCAAAAUUGAGCUCAGGAGCUCCUGAAAACGAUUUUUUGCUCGAAAAUUGACCUCAGAGCUCAUUUUCAACCUCAAAUUCAAAUUUUCGCUCAUAAUCAAGCUCAGGAGCUCCUGAAACUCAAUUUUAUUGUUAGCUUGAAAAUUGGUCCCAGGGGUCAUUUUUGACAUAAAAUUCAGAGUUUGGCUCAAAAUUGAACUCAUUGGCUCCUGAAAUCGAUUUUUAGCUCCAAAAUUGGUCCCAGGAUCAAGGUUUGAUAUAAAAUUCGAAUUUGGGGCUCAAAAUCAAGCUCCAAAACUACUUGAAUUGAUUUUUAGCUUAAAACUUGACCCAAGAACUCAUUUUGAGCCUGUUAUUCAAAUUUUUGCUCAAAAUCUAGCUCCAAAACUUCUGAAAUUGAUUUUUAGCUCGAAAAUUGGCCCCAUGGGUCAUUUUUGACAUAAAAUUCAGAGUUUGGCUCAAAAUUGAACUCAUUGGCUCCUGAAAUCGAUUUUUAGCUCCAAAAUUGGUCCCAGGAUCAAGGUUUGAUAUAAAAUUCGAAUUUGGGGCUCAAAAUCAAGCUCCAAAACUACUGGAAUUGAUUUUUAGCUUAAAACUUGACCCAAGAACUCAUUUUGAGCCUGUUAUUCAAAUUUUUGCUCAAAAUCUAGCUCCAAAACUUCUGAAAUUGAUUUUUAGCUCGAAAAUUGGUCCCGCAGGUCAUUUUUGACAUAAAAUUCAGAGUUUGGCUCAAAAUUAAGCUCAUUGGCUCCUGAAAUCGAUUUUUAGCUUAAAAAUUGACCUCAGAGCUCAUUUUUGACAGAAAACUUGACUUUUGCUCAAAAUCAAGCUUGAAAGCUAGAAAAAUCCCAAAAUUCUGACCUAAAAUGUCAAUUUUUCCAGCAAUGUUCUAUCAAGUGAUACUGAAAAUGUGCACAUGCCCAGAACUCGAGGAUCCACAAUUUCUUCAACAAAUCGAGCAGCUGGAGCUAUUCCAAAGGUGAGAUUUUUGCUGAAAAUCGGCUGAAAAUCAGUUUUCUGAUGAUUUUUAGCCAAAAAAAAACCCUAUUUUUCAGACACAUCCAACUCGUUCUUCAACCCGAAAUUCUGACGUGGCAAAAAUGCUGAAAUCUCCAUCGCUGAGAAAAAGAGAUGUUAUCAAACAACCGCUGAGUUCGCGCAACUCGAAUUUGGUUCGAAGUUUGUCCGGAUCGACGAAUUCGGUAAGGAAUUCUGAUCAUUUUGAGACUAAAUUCGAUCUGGGAUACUGUAGAUUGAAUUCUGCACAUUUUGAAUAUAAAUAUGGCUGGUAUACUGUAGAUUUUGGGUAAUUUCAACUAGACUGUAGUUUUAGGAAUUCAUUUCAGCCGGAUUUUAAGCCCAAAACCCAUAUUUUUCCAGAUUUCCUCGAUUUCCGAUGAAAAACAGGAAAGUCUUGAAAUUCUUCAAUUCUGCUCUUCGUCUUCAAGUUCUUCAACAUCACAAAAUCCAUCAGAAUCUGCUGAAAAUGCUGCUGAAAAUCCCAUGGAUCCAUCUCAAAAUUCAGCUUCUUCUUCAUCUUCUUCCCCAUCAAAUUCCGCAUCUUCUUCAGAAUAUUCCAAAGAAUAUCGACAAUUUUUCGAAAUGUUUGCAAAUUUGGCGUUGAUCGAAGAAUCUGUGGGACAUUUCAAUUGGAAAAAAACCGAUAAACUUUUUCUCGAAAAUGGAUCGAAAAGUGAUUGCGAAUUCGUCGAUGGCUAGAUUAUUAUUGGGACGAACUUGUUUUGAACAAGGAGAAUAUGGAGAGUGUCGGACGAUUUUAGAUGAAUUGCAUAAGAGAAGGCCGUGGAGAGUUGAGGUAACUUUGAGGGUGAAAAUGGGUGAAAAAUGAAGGAUUUUAGGCGAAAAAUCAUGGAAAAAUUGAAAUUUUCAAGUUUUUAACCUGAAAUCCAUGGUUCCAAGGUAGAAAUCGAUGAAAAUUGACCUGGAAAUGAUUAAAAUGAAGGUUUUCAUGCUAAAAAUCAUCAAAAAUGAUGGGGAUUUUUGGUCUUCUGAAAAAAAAUCAGCUAAAAUUUAGAGUAACCUAAAAAUUUGAGAAAAAUCGAUAUUUUCACCCUAAGGGAACCAUUUUUAGGCUGAAAAUAUUGAUUUUUUUUUCAUAAAAUGCUGAAAAUUUGGAAUUUCUAUCUGGAUUUUCCAAAUUUUCACCAGAAAUUGCUCUGAAAAUCGCCGAAUCUGAAAUUUCCCAUAAAAAUUGAUUGAAAAUCGAGGUUUUAUGGAAAAUUUCAAGAUUCCGCACAGGGGAACCUAUCGCCAAUUUUUUUCGAGCAAAGCGAGUGUAGACCGCAAGAUUCCGCGUAAACGGUACUAUCUUCCGCGCAGCGGCCACGUGGAUUACUAUGGUAUGGUAAACGUCAUAGAAAUCCGCGUGGGUGCUAAAGAGGAAGUUUCCGGUCUACACUCGCUCCGCUCGAAUUUUCACCAGAAAUUGCUCUGAAAAUCGCCGGAUCUGAAAUUUCCCAUAAAAAUUGAUUGAAAAUCGAGGUUUUAUGGAAAAUUUCAAGAUUCCGCACAGGGGAACCUAUCGCCAAUUUUUUUUCGAGUGUAAACCGCAAGCUUCCGCGAAGCGGCCAAGUUAUCCUAUCUUCCCCAAAACCUUGCCCAUAAUCCCUAAUUUUGCAGGGAACCGAACUGCUCUCAACAUCAUUAUGGCAUUUACAAGAUACACAUGGUCUAUCAGCUUUGGCUCAAACUCUAACUUCUGAAAAUCGAGAACGAGCUGAAAGUUGGUGUGCAGCUGGUAAUUGUUUUUCUCUCCAAAGACAACAUUCUCAAGCAAUUGAAUGUAUGGAAAGAGCUAUACAAUUAGAUAAAAGAUUUGCGUAUGCUUAUACAUUAUUAGCACAUGAAUUGAUUGUACAAGAUGAGCUGGAUAAAGCUGCGGGAGCUUUUAAGUGAGUUUUUCGGGAAAAUCCGAUUUUCCAUGAGAUUUUUCAUGAAAAAUGGACUUAGGAGGUUUUUUUCCACACGUUUUUAGGUUCUGAAUGAGCUUUUUGAACAAAAAACUUGAUUUUUAGUCUAUGAAGACAUUUUUAUUUGAAAAAAAAGUGAUUUUUAACUUCAAAGAAUAAGUAAAAUUCAAUUUUUUUGCUCAAUAUUGUGAAAAAAGUUUGAAAAUCUUAAGUUUUUGAUGAAAAAAUUGGAUUUCCCCCGAAUUUUUCAUAAAAAAUCCCAAAUUUUCGCUCUUCCAAAAGAAAUUGCUCAAAAAAUUAUUUGAAAAAAAGAGAAAAAUCGAUAUUUUCACCCUAGAGGAACCAUUUUUAGGCUGAAAAUAUUGAUUUUUAAAAUAAAAUGCUGAAAAUUUGGAAUUUCUAUCUGGAUUUACCAAAUUUUCACCAGAAUUUGCUCUGAAACCCGCCGAAUCUGAAAUUUUCCAUAAAAAUUGAUUGAAAAAUCGAGGUUUUAUGGAAAAUUUCAGAUUCCGCACAGGGGAACCUAUCGCCAAUUUUUUAAUUCGAGCUGGAGCGAGCUUCCAAAAUUCGAAUUAACAUGAGCAAUGUUUUCCAAAGAAAACAUCUAGAUUUUCAAAGGAAAUCCAGAUUCAAAAAAAUGCAGUAAAAAUUUUCAAAAACCCUUUUUCCUCUCUCUCCAAAAUUCCGAUUUUUCUUUUCAAAAAAUAAUUUUUUAAAAAGAAAAAUCGAUUUUUUACUGAAUAAAGACUGAAAAUGCAAGAUUUUCCAUAUCAUAUUUUGUCUGUUUCAGAUCAGCUCUCCUUCUAUCACCCCGUGAUUAUCGUGCUUGGUAUGGUUUGGGCUUGGUUCAUCUGAAAAAAGAGCAAAAUAGUGUGGCUCAAACGAAUAUCCAAAAAGCGAUAUCAAUAAAUCCAACAAAUCGAGCAAUGCUAUGCACAUUAUCAAAUUUGGAACAACAACGUGGAAAAUCUGAAAAAGCGCUGAAAUUAAUCGAUAAAGCGCUGGAAUUGAAUCCGACUGAUUUGGCGUGUCGAUUUAAUCGAGCAAGAUUAUUAUAUGAAGCGAAAAGGAAUGAUGAAUGUUUGGUUGAAUUGAAUCGAUUGAAAGCUAGUUCGCCUGAUGAAGCGGUGGUUUUCCAUUUUGUUGGGUAAGGGAUUUUAGGGGAGAAAAUUUGGGUCAUUUUGAAUAUAAAUAUGAUAAGAUUCUGAAAAAUGUGAAUGUUUUGACCUAGAAUUGAUGAAAAUCAAUAAUUUUUCAAAAAUUUGGGUCAUUUUGAACCUAAACAUGAUAGAGGAUAUAAAAAAUUGAAAAUUGUCGAUUUUCAAGCCUGAAUUUGGCUGAAAUUCUGAGAUCAUUGAAAUUCAGAAUUUUUUAAACCUAAAUUUCAUACGAAAAUUGUGAAUUUGCAAUUUUUGAACCUAAAUUUGGCUGAAAUUCGAAUUUUCUCAGGAAAUUUGAUAAAAUUUGAAUUUAUCGAUUUUUUGAAUCUAAAUAUGAUAAAAUUGGAGAUUUGUAGAAAUAAUUGAAAAUUUUCAUGAAAAAUUCGAAAUUUCAUAAUUCCGGCAAAAAAAAAGAGAAAAUUCAGUUUUUCAAGCUUCCUAGUCAAUUUUGACCGAAAAAUUUGAUUUUCCAGCUUAGAAACCAUGCCGCAAAAUUGCAUAAAAUAUAAGCCACGCCUACUUUUUCAUAUUUAAAAUUAGUAGAAAAACUAUGCGGCAAAAUUGCAACAGGCUACGCCCCCUUUUCAACCUCUCCCAAAAAAUCAAUCAAUAUUCUAUAUCCCCUUCCAAAUUCCUCUAUUUUUGCAGCCCGUGUUCAUCGCCGUAUGGGAAGUUCUCAUUUAUCCCUACUAAACUAUAGUUGGGCAGCUGAAUUGGAUCCGCGAAGUGAUCAGAAUUUGGGUGGAGGAUCAAAUGGUGGUGGAAAUGGAAGUGGAACUGGUGGAUCAGGUGCUGCAACAUCUUCGGGAAUCGGAAAUUUUGGAGGAUUGAGUCGAGAUGAUGAAGAUGAUGAAGAAUAUGACGAUGAUGAUGAUGAUGGUCAAUAUAGCGCGUAG
Caenorhabditis angaria is the source of this 6187-nucleotide messenger RNA. The record is from the annotation of a GenBank genome assembly. NCBI's taxonomy places the organism in Eukaryota, Metazoa, Nematoda, Chromadorea, Rhabditida, Rhabditidae.